Messenger RNA from Drosophila montana, 1047 nucleotides. RefSeq names its product Mediator complex subunit 30 (gene MED30). Gene Ontology annotation, biological process: positive regulation of DNA-templated transcription. NCBI's taxonomy places the organism in Eukaryota, Metazoa, Arthropoda, Insecta, Diptera, Drosophilidae. The record is from RefSeq and is a predicted model, not a curated record. Gene Ontology annotation, cellular component: mediator complex. Bases 38 to 985 code for a protein of 315 amino acids. Gene Ontology annotation, molecular function: transcription coregulator activity. The transcript has a single exon.
GUUUUUGUUUGCCUCCGGCUUUAUAGUUGUUUGUAAAAUGUGGAAAUUUGGUCAAAAUCAGAUGAACCAAAGUCCGCAAGGUGGAGGGGGACCGAACAUGAUGCCUAUGGGUGGUUUUAUGCAGGGAGGAGCCGGCAUGCACAUGUCGCCCCAGCAACAACAACAGCAUCAAAUGAACAUGAUGAGCGGAGGUGGACCGGGCGGACCCGGUAGCAUGCAAAUUAAUCCCAAUCCAGGUUCUGGAAGUGGACCGCCUGGUUUAAUGCAAGGCAUGGGUAUGUCGCCGCAACACCAAAUGCAGCAACAACACCAAAUGAUGCAAGGUGGCGUCGGCGUACCGAUGUCAAAUAUGCCGCAGCAGCAAGCGAAUGCAAUGCAACAGCAAAUGAUGGGUCCUCAGCAGGGAGUGGGCAUGGGUGGCGGUGGUGGCCCACAGCAACAACAAGCCAAUAUGCCUCAACAACAACAGCAACACAAUCCAGGCACCAGUGCAGCUGGCGGAGGUGGCGGCGGCAACAACAUGCUGGCAAUAUCUCAACCGAAUCCGCACAAGGAAAUCAAUAUAGUACAGCUUUCGCGCUUGGGCCAAGAGACAGUGCAGGAUAUUGCGUCUCGAUUCCAAGAGGUCUUCUCAGCACUAAAGAACAUACAGCCUACAUCUCACAGAGACAAUAACACGGAGAAAAAGGUUCAGGAAUAUUUUCGCACUAUAAGGUUGCUCUUCAAACGGGUGCGCAUCAUCUAUGAGAAGUGUAAUGAUGCAGGCAUGGAUUACAUGAACGCCGAAAGCUUAAUACCCUACAGGGAUGAGCCCGAUCCGCGUAUAGAGCCAUCGCAAUGUGACGAAUAUCGAAAGGUAUUGCAGGAGAACCAGGAGCUAAUCGAAACUGUGAAGCUGAAAAACCGACAAUUAAGAGAGAUUAUUGAUAGAACGCGCAUAAUAAUAUGGGAAAUUAAUACUAUGUUGGCGAUGAGGCGUUCUUAAAUCGAAAUAUUUUAAUCAAUUCCAAGCUAUUGUUUAUUUAUGUAAAUGUAAUAAAAGAAACA